Molecule: messenger RNA, 1398 nt
Organism: Populus nigra (black poplar)
Lineage: Eukaryota; Viridiplantae; Streptophyta; Magnoliopsida; Malpighiales; Salicaceae
Product: WAT1-related protein At5g64700-like
Exons: 7
Coding region: 127-1212 (361 amino acids)
Cellular component (GO): plasma membrane
Molecular function (GO): transmembrane transporter activity
Source: RefSeq, a predicted model, not a curated record
CAAACAUGUAAGCUAGCUUUCACCAUAUAUUUAUUGUUUCUAGCUUUAAACAUUACUGAAGGUCUAGCUACCAUAAUCUUAGAAAAAAAACCUGUAGUUCUCAUAUAUACCUAUCUUAUUUGAGUAAUGGGUGACAAGAAGCCUUAUUUGGCUGUGCUUUUAGUGCAAUCAAUCUAUGGUGGUAUGUUCAUGCUAUCCAAGGCUGCUUUCAAUGGUGGUAUGAACAACUAUGUGUUUGUCUUCUAUAGACAGGCAGCAGCAACUCUUUUCUUAGCCCCUUUUGCUUUCUAUUUCGAAUGGAAAAAUAGACCAACCCUAUCGUUCGUGACCUUCUGCAAAAUUUUCUUCCUCUCUCUAUUUGGGAUUAGUUUGUGCUUGGAUAUAUUUGGUAUUGGCAUCGUCUAUGCAUCUGCAACUUUGGCUGCUGCAAUUUCAAACUGCCUUCCUGUCGUCACUUUCUUCUUGGCACUUCUACUUAGAAUGGAGGUGUUGAGAUUGAGGUCAGUCUCAGGGAUUGCGAAGAUUGUUGGGAUAAUAGCAUGUAUUGCUGGUGCAAUAACCCUUGCCUUAUACAAGGGUCCCCACUUUAAUCUUCUGUGUCUUCAUCACCUCUUUGAGAGCCAUAACAGCCAUGGAAUUGUAAGUCAUGUUCCUUCUAGCCAAACCAGGAUAAAGGGUUGCUUCCUCUUGUUCGUGUCCAACAUCUUAUGGGGCUUAUGGCUCGUGUUGCAGGGACAGGUUCUGAAAGAUUACCCAUCAAAGCUUCUAUUCAUAACUCUUCAGUGCUUUCUAAGCACAAUUCAAUUAUUUGCCAUUGCCAUUGGCUUUGAAAGAGAUCCUCGUGAGUGGGAGCUGGGCUGGAAUGUUAGACUUCUUGCUGUGGCUUACUGUGGAAUUGUGGUGACUGGUGUUACAUUCUACUUGCAAGCAUGGAUUAUAGAGAAGAAAGGGCCAGUGUUUUUAGCCAUGUCUACACCAGUCACUUUGGUCUUUACAAUGUUCUUUUCUGCUAUUCUACUAUGCGAGAUCAUCACUUUGGGAAGUGUUUUGGGUGGGCUCAUGUUGGUCGCAGGUCUUUAUAGUGUUUUAUGGGGAAAAAGCAAAGAAGAGAAAAUGAAUGAUGCGAAGUGUUUAAAAGCUGAAGUUGACAAAGAACGCUCAGAGUUGAAACAAGUAGUGCCGGUGGAAACUAAGGGCCCAUCUUUAGUUUAACAUUUAUGUUCUUGCUUUCCAUGCUAGCACUAGCUAGUGGCUACUGCCUUCAAGGGCAUUAAUUAAACUUCCCAAGUAAACAGGAAGUCAUUGCAUGCUUUUCCCCCCAUUAGACAAGCUAGAGAAAGGGGAUUUUUACAUGUAAUAUCCUUUUCUAAAAGAAGUGUGGCGAUCGAUUAAUCUAAA